GCCCAGAGAAAAGUUUCCUGGACCCCAGAACCUGUGGACGCGUAGGUGACAGCAGCCCCGAGGGUCGCCCAAGUCGGAAGCACCAUGGAGGAGCCCCCUGUGCGGGGGGAGGAGGAAGACGGAGAGGAUGAAGAGGGCGCUCUGGCCAAGAGCCCCCUGCAGCUGACCACCGACGACGUGUACGACAUCUCCUACGUGGUGGGCCGCGAGCUGAUGGCCCUGGGCAGCGACCCCCGAGUCACCAGGCUGCAAUUCAAGAUCGUGCGUGUGAUGGAGAUGCUGGAGGCGCUGGUGACCGAGGGCAGCCUGGCGGUCGAGGAGCUGAGGAUGGAGAGAGACAACCUCAGGCAGGAGGUGGAGGGGCUGCGGAGAGCCAGUGCUUCAGGAGCCCAGGUGAACUUGGGACCAGACAAAAUGGUAGUGGAUCUGACAGACCCCAAUCGCCCCCGCUUCACUCUGCAGGAGCUGCGGGACGUGCUGCAGGAGCGCAACAAGCUCAAGGCACAGCUGCUGCUGGUGCAGGAGGAACUGCAGUGCUACAGGAGUGGUCUUCUUCCACCUACAGAAACUCCAGGAGGAAGAAGGGAGAAGGAUGCUGUAGUUACCGUGGGCAACGGUGAGAAGGAGGAGAGGACCAUCAUGAAGAAGCUGUUCUUCUUCCGGUCAGGGAAGCACACCUAGAUUGAAAGCCACCACUAAGGUGCUGACCGUCUGACUUGAUAAUUGCCAAGAUGCCUUCUGGAACCAUCCUUCUGUGCCAUGUAUGUACUUUGGGCCCGCUCACUCAUCUACCCCUCAGAGCAGUCACAGGAAGAUGUUCACACAGCUUACCUGUUCCCUGGGGUCAGAAACUGGAGAGCCACCAAGCUUUGGCCAGGGCAGGCAGAGCGAGGGAAGAGAGUAUGGCCAUAUCCUGCCUCUACACAUGGACAGAGGCCUCUGGCCUGCAGCCUGCUCAAUGAUAAUCCAGUCAUUAACAUGUGGCAGGGAAAAAAUGGAAUUAACUUCACUGAUAUUUGGUGAAUACUUGAUUUUUCUCAUACAACUUUACAUGAAUUUUGUAUUAAAGCAGAAUGACCUUUAUAG
This is a messenger RNA of Acomys russatus (golden spiny mouse), 1086 nucleotides long. It is a transcript of the gene Rilpl2, whose product is annotated as Rab interacting lysosomal protein like 2. The coding region runs from base 85 to 681 and encodes 198 amino acids. Gene Ontology annotation, cellular component: ciliary basal body; cytoplasm. The record is from RefSeq and is a predicted model, not a curated record. Gene Ontology annotation, molecular function: protein dimerization activity. The transcript is spliced from 4 exons. Lineage: Eukaryota; Metazoa; Chordata; Mammalia; Rodentia; Muridae. Gene Ontology annotation, biological process: cilium assembly.